Paramecium sonneborni is the source of this 2713-nucleotide messenger RNA. NCBI's taxonomy places the organism in Eukaryota, Ciliophora, Oligohymenophorea, Peniculida, Parameciidae. The record is from the annotation of a GenBank genome assembly.
AUGGAAAGCUAACAUCCAUUCAUAGUACUAAUACUUGGAGAUUGUAAUAGUGGGAAAUCAACAAUAGUAGGAAGAUAUUUAGAGAACAAAUUGGUAGAUCCUCAACCAACAAUAGGAGUAGUAAAAAGAGAUAGUUAAAUAGAAAUUGGUAAUAGCAAUUAAAAAGCUUAAGUAUUAUAAUAAAAAUAAAAAUAGAUUUUUGACACAUCUGGAAAUGAGAAGUUUAGAGAUUAAGUAUUGGCUGAAUUCAAGAAUGCAUCAGCUGUUGUAUUAGUUUAUGAUAUAACUGAUUAUCAAAGUUUUUAAAAUAUUUAGACUUUAUAAAAAGGUACUUAGUAGAUUAAUUGUAAAUUAGAAGUCACAAGAUAAAAUCCUAAUAUAGAUUAUUGGAUUAUAGUAGGAAAUAAAUUAGAUUUAAAAGAAUAAAGAAAGGUUUAAACUGAUGAGGGAAAGAAGUUUGCUUCAUAAAUUGGUGCUAGAUUUAUUGAAUGUUCAGCUCAAUAACCAAGUAAUAUCAAUCUAAUUUUCUUAACUAUUCAACAAUGGACUUUGAUUAAUAUUCAACCUAAAUAUGUCCCAGAGUAAACUUAAAGACUUUUAGAAAAAUUGAAUAAUGAUGAAUCUUCAAAAUAACUUUUGACUUCUGCUUCAAAAAAUAAUUAAACUAAAUUUAAAAAUAGAAAUACGAGUUUCUCUUUAAUUUAAAAUAAUACAAAUAAUGUAGUUUCAUAAUCUUUUGAUGAAUAAUAAAAUUCAUUUAAUGGAGAUAAUCUAUAAGAUUAUUUUACACAAUUAUAUAAAAAAGUAGAUUUACAAAAUCAAAAAGUAAAUUAAUGAUAUUAUUAAGUUAGCUGAUGUUAUUGUUGAAGAAGCAUAAGAUAAUGUAAUUUAAUCUUUGAAGUAAGAAACUAUUACAAUUUAAAAUACAAAACCAUUAUAUCUUCUCGAAAAUAAUACUUUUUAAUUAUAAGAAAAAAUUUAAGAUAAGAUAAAUAUGAUGAAAAAAAAACAUAAAUAAUUAGAUAAGUUAAGAAAAGAGAUUGCCUAAAACUUAUUACUCAUUUAAGAACAAAGAAAAAAAUUAACUGCUGACUAAGUUAUAGAAAACACUUAAACGUAAAAAUUAGAAAGAGAAUUACAAAAAAGACUUUUGAGUGUUGAACGUAAUAUGGAUUUCUUGAAAACUGAUAUUAUUCUAUCUUAAAAAUCUUAGAAAUUCAGUACUAAUAAAAAUAAUUUUCUCUCAAUUGACUAAACUUAAAUUCUCAAAUAACACAUUAAUUAAAUUCAAAAUCCAGAACAUAUUAAAGAAUAAAAUGAUUAGAUUUAAAAAAUAAAAACUGAGAGAAAGAAAUUAGAAGAAUAAAGAAAUAAUAGAUAUAAAUAACAUGUUGAUAAUUUAGAAUCUUUAUAAAAAUAAGAAAAAGAAAUAAGAUUAAAAAAUGAAUAAGAUUUAAUUUAAAAAAGAAAAGAAAAAGCUAUGAAUAAAAUAGCAUCAAUGGAUUAAAUAAGAUAAGAAAGAUCUUAAUAAUUGAUAAAAUAAAAUGAAUAAGUUAAAUAAAUCAUAGGAACAACACCUUUGCAUGUUAAAUUAGAAAAUUUAUACUAAGAAAAAAUAACAAACCCAUAAUUAGAAGAACAUAAACUUAAAUUAAAAUAAAUUAGAGAUCUUCAUUAACCAGUUAGAAUGAAUGAUUUAAAAUAAUGGGAAGAAAAUUAUGAUAAGAGAAAAAAAUCAUAAGAAGAGGUAAGAAAUUAAAAAAUUUUUUAAAAUAAUUAAUUAUCUUAUUAAGCAUCUUAUGAAUCAUCAGCUUAUAAAUAAGUUAAGGAUGAAUAAUCUAAAUAAUAAAAAGAAAAAGAAUAUUUAUUAAAGGAAUAAUAGUCAAAGUAAUAAGCUAAAUAGGAAUUUUAAAAUAAACUAAAAGAUUAUAUUCCAUCUAUUAGUCCAGAGAAAUAAUAAGAAUUAGAAUAAAUCAUCAAUAAAGUACAUCAUAAAAUCAAUUUUUAUGAAUUUAUAGAAAUGACUAAGAAAGUAAAAUUAAAAGGAGUAUUUUUUGAUAAAGAUGGUAAAAUUCUAGAAAGAAGUGUUGAUGUAAAAUUCUUAUAUACAUAAGAUAGGAAGAAUAUUAUGAGAAAAUAAAAGAGAAUGAAAAGAAUGAAGAAUAAAAUCCUAAGGUAAUAGGAAAUAAAUAUCUAAAUGAUGUUAGAAGGAUAAUAAAAAAGCCUAGUUUACAUGAGAGUGUAGAUAGACUAUAAAGUUAAUCAAAUCCAGAAUAAGGAUAUUAGCUAGCAGUUAGAAAUCCUAAAUAAAAUAAAUUAAAUGAAAUUAAAUCACAUUGGAAAUUAAAGCCCAAAUUGACUUUUGAAGAAACUGAUCUUUAAAAAAUUAUAGAUGGAAAUGAAGGUUAAAUAUUUUAAUUAUAUAAGUGGCUGGAUUCUCUAAUUAACAUGUGAUGCAAUAGGCUAAUAAAUUAGCAUCUGAAGCAGUCAAAUAAUUAUAAAUUAUAGAAGCAAAAGGGGAAGGAAAAAUAUGUUAUAAAGAUAUAGAAUCAGCAGAUAAAUUAUUAAUAAAUUCUAUUAAAGUUUUUAUUUGAAAAUAUUAUUAUAGGCAAAACUUACUUUAAUGGAAAAAGAACUUAAAUCUGAAAAUAGAGGAUAAGAAAUAUCUACUAACUAGAAAAGAGGAAGAAGUAAUACUAAAUAGCAUUCCUGA